This is a messenger RNA of Chaetomium strumarium, 966 nucleotides long. RefSeq lists its product as uncharacterized. The transcript has 4 exons. Lineage: Eukaryota; Fungi; Ascomycota; Sordariomycetes; Sordariales; Chaetomiaceae. The record is from RefSeq and is a predicted model, not a curated record. The coding region runs from base 1 to 966 and encodes 321 amino acids.
AUGCCUCUUCCCAUCGUUGUCGUACCUGCCUCCACCAAGGCCGGCCGAGAAACAAUCCGCCAGCUUCUCGAGGCCGAAAGCAAGCCCAUCGUCUGCGGCAUCUACCGAGAUACAUCGAGAGCUCCUUCCGACUUCACCCAAAACCCCAACUUCGAAGCCAGCAAAGGCGAUGUUGGAACAGGCGCAGGUCUCGAUUACAGCAGCGCCGAUACGGUCUUCUACAUCCCACCUCCAACAUAUGACGGGACGGACCAGGGUGAAUGGGCAACCCGGUGUGCGAACAAUGCGAAGAGAGCCAUCCGGGACGCUUCGAGCGUAUCAAGAGACUCCUCUUCCUUUCGGCUCUGGGCGCGCAGCAUAACCAUGACAUUGCACGGCAUUCUACGCCUGAAUCAUAUCUCCGACACAAUUCUCAAGGACGCUGCGCAGGAAGUGAUCACGGUCAGGCCCGGCUUCUUCUACGACGAGUUCGCUCAUGCAUUUGAGGCAGCACGGGCUGAUCCGCCUGUGUUUCACGCGUGGAUCACGCGUGUCGAUCACAAGAUACCGAUGGUAAGCAUCAAAGACAUUUCCAUGCUGCCUGGUGGCAUUAUUGAGGACAACUUUGAGGAUGAUGAGAGCACGGUGAGGGGGGACAUAGAGUUGGUGGACACCCUGCGCGAGCUGGCUGCCAAGGGAACGGAAAACGAAUUCGACCUCUGGCGCGACACGGGCAUCUCAAGCGAGAUGCGCCUCUGUGGGCCGCUUCAGUCGUCAAACUACGUGGCUGUGCUUCUCAUCAAGUAUACCGAGUACACCGAUGACGCUUUUACCGCGAAGGGGCUGUCCAGCCUCAAGCUGAGGGUCAACCCGGAGGUGGCCAAAGUGCAGAAGCAGUCCAUCGAGAUCAUCAAGAACUGGGUCAGUCAAGCCUUCGUAGGCAAGGCUAACAUCGUCUGCUCCGUUGUGCCGAGUGACCAGCUGUGA